GUGAAGACACCUCACAUUUUAAGGAGCAUUUCCGAUCAAUACACACUCAUCGGAGAAGCUCUGGGAAGAAGGACAUUUGUAUUCUCGGCACCUGUGGGGUGAAGAGUGGGGACAAAGCGGAUUGCCACACAGAGAGCUUUCCUACUUCCUUUUUCAUUUUUCUAUAAAAUCCCUGCUCAGCCACAGUGCCAGAGCCGGACCUCACUGUCCAUGGGGAUAGACUCUGCUCUAGGACCUGAGCUGCCCCUGAGCUGCCCCUUACUGUCGUGGGGGUAACGCGCCACCUCCAGUCUCAUGCUGCUGUGGUCACUGCUUCUGGUCCUCGGUGCGGUGGAUGCCCAGUCUGACUGGCUGAGCAUUGACAUGCCGCGCCACGUGUAUGAAGGAGACGAGGUGGUUGUGAGGUGCUCCGGGGACAGCAAUGACAUGAUAGGGAAAGUGAUGUACUACAAGGAUGGAUCUCUGCUGGCCACUUACCACGGGAUCUCGAGCCACACCAUCUCAAAUGCAAGACCCAGUGACAGCGGGUCCUACUCCUGUGAGGUCCACGAGCUGUUCUACAGAUUUAGGACAGAAAAAACGAGAUCUGUAUGGCUCACUGUCCAAGAGCUGUUUCCAGCACCCACGCUAACCGUUGGGCCCUUGCAGCCCACCGAGGGGAGCUCAGUGACCCUGUCCUGUGACACCCGGCUCCCCUGGGACAGGUCAGGGACGCAGCUCCACUACUCCUUCUUCAGGGAUAACCACACCCUGAGAUCGGACGGGAGCUCAUCAGAGUUUCAGAUCUCGGCCAUACAGAAGGAGGACUCGGGAUACUACUGGUGUGAGGUGGCGACGGCCUCCCACAGCGUCUCGAAGCAGAGUCAUCGGUCCCACGUGCUCGUGCAGAGUGUCCCAGUGUCUGGAGCCCUCUUGGAGACCCAGCCCCAGGGGGGCCGGCUGCUGGCAGGGGAGCGUCUGGUCCUCGUCUGCUCCGUGGCUGAAGGCACAGGGGACACCACGUUCUCCUGGCACAGAGAGGACACGGGGGAGCGUCUGGGCAGCAAGCGUCAGCGCUCCCGGAAAGCAGAGCUGGAGAUCCUUGCUGUCGGGGGGAGCCACGCGGGCCGCUACUACUGCACGGCGGACAACGGCCACGGCCUGGCCCGCAGCGCGGCCCUGAACGUCACUGUGACAGUUCCAGUGUCCCGCCCCGUCCUCACCCUCAGGGUGCCUGGAACCCGGGCCGUGGUGGGGGACGUGAUGGAGCUUUGCUGUGAGGCCCAGAGUGGCUCUCCCCCGAUCCUGUACCGGUUUUAUCACGAGGAUGUCACCCUGGGGAACAUCUCGGCCCCCUCUGGAGGAGGAGCGUCCUUCAACCUGUCUCUGACCGCAGAACAUUCUGGAAACUACUCCUGCGAGGCCGACAAUGGCCUGGGGCCCCAGCGCAGCGAGGCGGUGCCACUCAGUGUCACAGAGCCCCCACCCAAAAUCCGCUUGACAAACGGUCCUCACCGCUGCGAAGGGCGGGUGGAGGUGGAACAGGAUGGCCGCUGGGGCACCGUGUGUGAUGACGGCUGGGACAUGAAGGACGUGGCCGUGGUGUGCCAGGAGCUGGGCUGCGGAGCGGCCAAGCACACCCCUGCUGGCAUGCUGUACCCACCGUUGGCGGAGGAGGACCAGUCCGUGUUUAUUCAAGUGGCCCUGUGCGAGGGCACCGAAGAUGCUCUGGCUGAAUGUGAGCAGGUUGAGGCCUUUGACUGUGAUCACAGUGAGGAUGCAGGUGCGGUGUGUGAAGGUGAGGGCAGGGCCCAGGGUGCAGACUGGGCACCCAGCUCUGAGAACCGUCCCUCCACUCUCCACAGCCACCUCCAGGCCACCCCACUGUUCGCCACGGGAGAGUGGUCAGGACAGCCCCAGAGUUCACGUGAGGUUAUGCAGGGUCGGAAAGGACUCCGUGCGUGCUGGUAUUAGCCCGUAUCUGGCACCUGGAAAGGCAGAGCACUGAUGUUUUCAUGGCUGCAAGUUGGGGCGUAAUACUAGGGAAAUGAUUAUGAGGUCUCAGAGUUCCAGGAUUUGAGUGAUUCUGAUCCGGGCCACCCAGCUUGUAUGGCUCUGCCAUCCUCUCAGCUUCCCAGAGGCCUCCCCCGAAACACUCUGCUCGUCAGCAUCAGUCCCAGAAUUGGAGGCAUGCUGGCUGGGGAAGACCCGCAUGCUGUUUCCAACCCGGGAUUCCAACGGGACACAGGCCCAGGGAGGUGGGAGGGGAGUCGGAAAGGCUCUGGGUCCAUCAAGGAAACCAGGCCACAAACUGUCAAGGACAGAGAUCCCUGAGGUGGAGUUAAAGUCAAGAAAGCCGGCACAGAUUGCAAAGCCUGCACAGAGCUUGUGUCCAGGUGAGGCCAGUGGGACCGCUCGCCCAGCCCCAGCCCCCCACUCUGGUGGAGCACCCCAAUCUCUCAGGCUGGGACUUGGGGAGCAGCGUUGGGGGGUCCUAUGGAGAGAUGGCUUCAGAACCACUGGACCGACGCCCAGCAUCAGGAGCAUGUGAAGGCCUGUGGCUCAUUCAGGGACAUGGCAUCAGCAUUGGACACAGGGAGGGAUCCAGGAUUUUGGGUCCACUGCGUGGGGCUUCAGGUCUGUCUCCCCCACUCACCAGCCAUACAAGUAGCAAACUUCUCUGAUGCUCAUGAUUUCUGUCCGAGAAGUGGGACAAUACUUGGUCCAGCGUCCUCACAGAACUGGGACCCAUCACACACUCACCACUCAUGAAGACCUUCCGUCUGGAAGGAGUCCUGGGCGUACUCAGACUGCAGAUCUGGGACGGUCUCCCCUGGAGGGUGGGUCUGGGGCUCGGGCUGGCCUUCUUCCUUACUCUGGGACUCACUUCUUGGUUGAGACCUUUGAUUUGUCUGGACAAUCCCUUCCUGGACCAUCCCCUCCUUACCACCUUUUUACUUUUCUCUGCAGCGUUCUUGCCUCAUUUUUCUUGAAGACUGGCAGUUUCUCCCUUUGGGCCUCUCAGGCCUGGGUGGCCCCCAGUCCUGGAGGGACCUGAGCCCCUCACCUGUGGCUCUCAAGGCCCCUCAGCAGGACUGCAAGGUGCCUCCUACACCAGGGCCUCCACCCCGCCUGCAUCUGGGGCCACACCAGCUCCCUGAGGAGCCAGACUCGGUGACACCCUGGCCCAGUCCCCAGACUUUCCAGUGUCUUCCCAAGGAUCUUUGGGGAUCCCAGUGCUGUCUCCUUGAGAGACGUGGCCACUCCCAAGGACACAACAAACAAGGAAUGAACGGAGAUGGGCCCUUCAUCUGCUAGAAAUGUGGGCAUUUCAUUUCCAUUCCUUUUUUAAAAAAAAGAUUUAUUUAUUUUAGAGAAAGAGAGAGAAAGUGGGGGGGGAGGGACGGGGGCAGAGAGAGAGAAUCUCAAGCAGACUCCAUGCUGACCAAGGAGCCCAAUGGGGGGCUCGAUCUCAUGACCCUGAGAUCAUGAGCUGGGCUGAAAUCAAGAUUUAGACAUAACCAACUGAGCCACCCAGGGGACCCGUCAUUUCCAUUCAAAGUGUCCUGGAAAGAAACCAGCUUUAAAAAGUUUCUUUUAGGGGCGCCUGGGUGGCUCAGUCAUUAAGCAUCUGCCUUCGGCUCAGGGCGUGAUCCCAGGGCCUUGGGAUCGAGCCCUGCAUCGGGCUCCCUGCUCAGUGGGGAG
Ailuropoda melanoleuca (giant panda) is the source of this 3684-nucleotide messenger RNA. Its product is annotated as Fc receptor-like protein 2. The transcript has 7 exons. Lineage: Eukaryota; Metazoa; Chordata; Mammalia; Carnivora; Ursidae. Gene Ontology annotation, cellular component: membrane; external side of plasma membrane. Gene Ontology annotation, biological process: immune response; cell surface receptor signaling pathway. The record is from RefSeq and is a predicted model, not a curated record. The coding region runs from base 295 to 1953 and encodes 552 amino acids. Gene Ontology annotation, molecular function: transmembrane signaling receptor activity.